AUGACUGCAAUGAGGAGCGGGGGUAUCGAGGACGGCAAACGGGCAGUUGUCGAACCAGCGGGCCACCAUCUCGCCGAUAUUCGGACAGGGAAGUCCAGGGAUGAAAGUUCCGGGGACAAAUCCUUUUCUCUGAUGAUGCAAUCAAAUGUGGCCAUCCAGCCCGUUGGGGCGCAGCCAAUGGCUUUCUCACAGUCGGUGAUGAUGAGCAAUCAGAUGCAACCGCAGUCAUGGAGUUCAGGCGUCUGCGACUGCUGCGAAGACAUGGGAGUGUGUUGUUGUGGCUUCUGGUGUUUCCCGUGCUUCCAGUGCAGCACGGUCAGUCAGUUCGGAGAAUGCCUGUGCCUCCCUCUGCUGGAUCCAGGAUGUGCCGGCUAUUUGGGGACCAGCUUCGUCUGUCCACCUGUCUCUAUGGCAAUGAGAGCGGCUGUGAGAGAGCGAUACAAAAUCUCUGGCUCCAUCUGUGACGACUGCUGCACCCUCUACUGGUGCUUCAGCUGCUCCUGGUGCCAAAUGGCUCGUGAGAUCAAGAGACGCAAGAAUCCGGUCAGCAUUAUGACGGCACAGACAACCUCAGUCAAUGUGGCGAUGAACCCUCAGCCCUACCCACAACCCCCCUACCAGCCCUACCCGCAACCGAUGUACUAG
Messenger RNA from Nanorana parkeri, 645 nucleotides. Its product is annotated as cornifelin homolog B-like. Bases 1 to 645 code for a protein of 214 amino acids. NCBI's taxonomy places the organism in Eukaryota, Metazoa, Chordata, Amphibia, Anura, Dicroglossidae. The record is from RefSeq and is a predicted model, not a curated record. The transcript has 5 exons.